AUGGCGGAACACAUCGAGAAAGCUCAGGCGUCAGGCGAUUUCCAGGAGCCUCCGCGCGUUCAGUACACGUUCGGGUCCACGAUCAACACUGUGUCGCACACGGCCGGCGCAAAGAGUUCCCGUAUGCGUCCUAUACACAAGACGAAUCCGCGCAAGUCGAUUCGGCACGACGAAUACGCGGAUUCGUGGAACGACCGUCUUCUUGCGCUUCAACAGAUCGUCCAUGAACCAGCAGCGCAAGUUGGACUUCUUCAUAUCGAAGACCAGUCCCGCUUCGCAGUCCAGCCGCUACUCGAUGCGCUCCUUUCCGUCGCACCCACGCCUCUCUCUUCAUCGAUUCGACGUCCUCAGCUUCCCCUUCAACGAGCAUUCGUCUUCGCAGAGAAAGCAGCUGCGAUCAAGCCAACACUGCCAUUCACUCAUCUCUCAUCUCCACACCAUCCGUCCGAGGUCCUCUCCAUCACCGAAGCCCGCUCCUUCGUCGAAGACAAGAUUCAGACGUCGUGCUCGCAGCUGCAGUCCUGGAACUCAACAUUCAGCUUGAAGCCCUCGGAAUUUCAGCUCCGCCUGUCCAAGCCAACUUUCUGGAAGCGUGUCGAGGUCCUCGUCGAACAAUUACGAGUCGUCGCAGACUUCAUGGAGACCGGCAUCUCCGCGCAGGAACUCACCCUGGGUAUGCUGUGGAACAAGAUCGAGGUGCGCCAGAUAUUGGAGAAGACUGAACCGGUGUGGGAUUCGUUGCGAGUCUUGGGGCUCGGAUACCAUGGAUUGCGAUUCAAGGAUGGAGUUGGGAGGGAAUUGUGGAGGAUCGAGAAGGUGUUUAAGCGGUUCAUGGAGUGCAGAAGUGUGGUGAAGAAGGGCGAUGAUAAGGGCGAACGGGCACAGAUUGUUGGCACGAAGACAGUGGCCGUGGAGAUGGAGUCUGAAAAUCUGCCUCCUACGCAGGAGCGGCAGGACACGACUGACUUUGAGGCGACCGAAUCGAAAGUCGACGUCAUUGCCGUCAGCCUCAGCGAACAGUCCAGCGUCGGCGCAUCGCAGACAGAGAAGGCAGAGGGAGAAACCACCACCCAGAGCGAAGUGCCGGCAUGCGCUGCAAAUGAAGGCCAUGACCGACGCUGCCGAGGAUGA
This is a messenger RNA of Zymoseptoria tritici IPO323, 1131 nucleotides long. RefSeq lists its product as uncharacterized. The transcript has a single exon. Lineage: Eukaryota; Fungi; Ascomycota; Dothideomycetes; Mycosphaerellales; Mycosphaerellaceae. The coding region runs from base 1 to 1131 and encodes 376 amino acids. The record is from RefSeq and is a predicted model, not a curated record.